Molecule: messenger RNA, 2215 nt
Organism: Bombina bombina (fire-bellied toad)
Lineage: Eukaryota; Metazoa; Chordata; Amphibia; Anura; Bombinatoridae
Gene: CFAP52
Product: cilia and flagella associated protein 52
Exons: 14
Coding region: 24-1880 (618 amino acids)
Biological process (GO): cilium assembly
Molecular function (GO): protein binding
Source: RefSeq, a predicted model, not a curated record
UCCGUACAUCGCAGGCAACAGUCAUGGCCUCGGAGAACCAAGACGGAGUGAGCCAGCUGGAGCUAGAGGCUAUCAUUGGUUUUAACGGAUAUGUACCAUAUGGCCUAAUCAGCCACCCAGACAGAGAGCAUCUCAUAUACCCUUUGGGUUGCACGGUGAUUGUUCAGAACCUAAGCAACCGUAAACAGCAAUUCCUGCAGGGUCACACUAACAAUGUGUCCUGUGUGGCAGCUUCCAGAAGGGGCAAGUAUCUGGCUUCUGGGCAAGUCACCUACAUGGGGUUCAAGGCCGAUAUCUUCCUCUGGGAUUACGCUAAGAAAGAAGUGUGCGCCAAACUGACCCUGCACAAGGUGAAGGUAGAAGCUUUAGCUUUCUCUCCCAACGACCUGUACCUGGUGUCUCUCGGUGGGCAGGAUGAUGGCAGCAUUGUUCUGUGGAAUGUAGAGAAGAGAGAAGCCAUCUGUGGUAAUCCUGCCUCAUCUGUCAGUUCCGGCCAUGCCCUCACCCUGGCCUUCUCUAACGCCAGUGACAACAUCUUCAUGACGGGUGGCAAUGGGACUCUUCGUGUUUGGGAGGUUGAUGCUCCUAACAGGAAAAUGCGUCCAACUGAGUGUCAGACGGGGCAGCUGAAGAGAGUGGUCACCUGUAUAGCAGUGGCUGAAGAUGACAGCUGCUUCUACUGCGGCACCUCCACGGGGGAUAUCCUAAAGAUGAACCUACAGAACAAGCUGCUGAACAGCUGUGGACCUCAGAAGGGGAAGUUCAGCCUGGGAGUAACAGCUCUGGCUUUGCUAAAGACGGGAGAAUUUGUCAUCGGUUCCGGGGACGGAAAAGUCUCGCUAUGCAAAGGACCGAAUUACAAAGCAGCAAAGACCAUCCAGCUACAAGGGUCAGUGACAUCCAUCUCUUUGCGAGGGCAGGGGCAUCAGCUUUUUGUGGGCACAGCCCAAGCACAGAUAUAUCGCUUCAACUACCCAGAAUUCAAAGAGGAGCUCAUUACUACCUGCCACAGUGAGGCCGUCAAUGACAUGGUCUUCCCCUUUGGAACCUCUGAGCUUUUUGCUACAUGCUCCAAAUGUGACAUCCGAGUGUGGCACACUGCAAGCCACAAAGAACUGCUCCGCAUCACUGUGCCGAACAUGAGCUGCAAUGCUAUUGAUUUCAUGAGAGAUGGGAAAAGCAUCAUAUCAGCUUGGAAUGAUGGGAAAAUCCGUGCAUUCACACCUGAAAGUGGGAGACUGAUGUACGUAAUUGAAAAUGCGCACAGCAUGGGAGUGACAGCCAUGGCUGCAUCCAGCGACUGUAAGAGGAUCAUAAGUGGAGGAGGAGAGGGGCAGGUUCGAGUUUGGGAAAUUGGCAAAGAAAGUCAGCGGUUGGUAGAAUCCAUGAAGGAGCACAAGUCAGCUGUUUCCUGCAUCAAGGUGAAGAGGAAUAACCGGGAGUGUGUCUCUGCCAGCUCCGAUGGGACCUGCAUCCUCUGGGACAUUGUACGAUUUGUACGCAAGCAGAUGAUAUUGUCCAACACUCUGUUCCGCUGUGUUUGCUACCAUCCCGAGGAGUUCCAGAUCAUCACCAGUGGCACAGACAGGAAGAUCGGCUACUGGGAGGUGUUUGAUGGCUCAGCCAUUCGAGAGCUUGAAGGGUCCAUGUCUGGCGCUGUAAAUGGGAUGGACAUUAGUGAGGACGGAGCUCAGUUUGUCACUGGCGGAGAUGACAAGCUGGUGAAGUUGUGGGAUUACAACGAGGGAGAAGUGAACCACGUGGGCAUCGGACACAGUGGCAGCAUCAGCCGGCUUAAAAUUUGCCCUAUGUCAAAGUACAUUAUCAGUGUGAGCACAGACGGUGCCAUAUUGCUCUGGAGAUACCCCUUCCCUGUGUAGAUACCUCAUACUGUAUAUUCCCGAGAGAGUAGCAGCUAUCUCUUACCCAGCGACACAAAGUGAGCCUAGUCUCACUUAUUAUCACAGACAAUGUCAUACAAGGCAGCGUGAGAGAUGACAUUGUGGCUCACGCAGACAAAUUCCUUUUGGGAUGGGUCAGACAAGGUAUCUUUACUAGUUUGUCCAACAGGUACUGAUUAUUUAUAACUCAUAAAAAAUACUAGUAAAGUAGCAACAUUAUGUUUAAUCUAAUUAUAUCCAGAAAUGACCGUCUCACCAGCAAACGUAUUCACAAUCAACUGGAAAAGUGGCUUUUAAAUAAAAUGUGAAUUUUA